This is a messenger RNA of Coregonus sp. 'balchen', 6970 nucleotides long. The record is from the annotation of a GenBank genome assembly. NCBI's taxonomy places the organism in Eukaryota, Metazoa, Chordata, Actinopteri, Salmoniformes, Salmonidae.
AUGGCAGGGAGUGUCUUCCUGCUCCUAUUAUCUGGGACCCUGCUCUGUGGGCUACUGUUCCACACAUUGAGCCAGAAUGAAGAUGGGGACAGGACCCGCACCAGGAGACCCAACUUCAUCAUCAUUCUGGCGGAUGAUAUUGGAUGGGGAGACCUGGGAGCCAACCAGCAGGCAGGUCAGAGGUCAAGCCAAACCCCUCAUCUGGACCUGAUGGCCCAGCAAGGAAUGAGGUACAGCUCUUGUUAGCCUGUUCACUAACCAACUAGCCUAACUUAAAGUAAGCUUUUUCUCACAGGUGUCAUGGAUAACUGCUACAGGAGGUGGAGGCUUUAGUUCCAGUCCUGGUGUCAAAUACCUUUAUUGAGUCAUGAGCUACACAUGUCUUACUUAUGUCUUGUAACAAGUAUUUGCACACCCUGUAACUCUCUAGUCCAGAACCAGGGUUGGUGACCUGCACCGUAUUUGUUCAAAACCCAUUUUGUCCUCCAUAAGCCCUCUCAUCUGUAUCCAUCCUCCAGGUUGACAGACUUCCACUCCCCAGCCUCCACCUGCUCCCCGUCCCGCGCUGCUCUCCUCACAGGCCGACACGGCCUGAGGAACGGGGUCACACACAACUUUGCUGUGGGGUCCAUGGGGGGGCUACCCCUCUCUGAGACCACCCUGGCUGAGAUACUGCACCAGGAUGGAUACUACACAGCCAUGAUCGGUGAGAGGCAAAGAGACCACUUCUAUUCUAUUUUAUUAUAUAUUGUAUUAUGUUCUGUUCUAUUCUGUCCUGUUCUGUUCUAUUCUAUUUUAUUAUGUUAUAACCCGUUGUCUUUUCUCUGUUGUAAGUGCAGGUAAAUGGCAUCUAGGGCACAAUGGUCCAUACAGUCCCACCAACAGAGGUAAGAGGCAUUGAGUUCUUGAGUUAAAUGGUUGACAUAUUAUAUCUGCUAUAUCUAUAUCUAUCUGCAUGAAGCCACAGUAGUGCAGACGUUACAGUGAAUUUGAGGUCUAAAACAAUGAGAGUGUCUUAUUGCUUUCUGUGGUUAGGUUUUGACUACUACCUGGGGAUCCCCUACAGUAAUGAUAUGGGUUGUACAGACCUGCCUGGUUACGACCUGCCCUCCUGCCCUCCCUGUGACCCUGGACCACAGAUACUACACAACAGGUGGGGGUUGUAUGCUCAUAGGUAACUCUGUAUACAAACAUACACAGAUGUAAGGGUUGGUGUGAGGUGUGACCCAGGUGCAGUGCAGGAUAGACAGUAGGCAGUAGGCAGAGAUGGUGAAACAAGGAUCUUUACUGGUGGUCCCAUCACCAGGAUACAAAAUAACAGACUUGUCAUGAAAAAAUAAAGGAGGAGCAAAUUGGUCUCCAAAAACAAGCUGACAGCAAACAUACGAAAUACUAACUAUGACUGAAAACAACAAUGAAACAGGGAGAACACUUCUCAAGUACCUGUACAUACGUCUCGUGAUCAGACACUGAUUUGUACUGUUUGGCAUCGAGAACUAGCAGAAAAAACAGAGCAAGGGAACACAGGGAAGUGAGGGCAUAAAUACACAGGUGAACAGGUAGACACAGGUGACACCAAUAAGAUAAUGAUUAGUCCAGACUGUGAGUGAGGAGGUGCCUAAAGUUGUUGGAGGAUGACAGUGGUUUGGGCUGAUGAGUGGUCGGUGGAGACCGGAACAGGAUGGAGGCGGCGCCUCCUUCCAGGAUGAGCCGCCCCGUGGACCAGUCUAUCCGGGGCUCCACCCUUGGGCCAGCCCCGUGUCCAUCAGGUUUCCCACGGCCCCCGAAUCCACCAGUGCAUGCGCCCGACGCGCAGCGCGGGCCCACUGAACCCUAACGGGGAGGAAAGUCCGGGAGUCUCUGGGGUUGGGGUUUCGAUUCCAGCUCGCUAGCACCCCUCCCGAUAUUAGCGAGCCCUCCCGUUUCCCGGCUUCUCCGGGCAUGAGUCGCAGUGGUAACCUGCCUGGCCGCAGUACAGGCAACGUCCCUGGCACAGACGUCUCUGCUUCUCCAUCCUGGACAAGUGCACAUUGCGUCAUCCCUCUCUCGUGCGCACUCUCACGACGCCGAUUGUCUACCCACACUGAGAGGUCAACGAGGCCAUCCAGUCGCUUAGGCAGCUCCCUGAAGGAGAGUUCGUCCUCCAUCCCCUCCGAUAGCCCCUGCGCGUAAAGGAAGACCAGGGCGGCCUCCUACCAUCCUGCCUUUCGAGCCCCGGUCCGGAACUCCGCGGAGUAGUCCGCCACCGAACGGUCACUCUGCCAACAGGCCGUGAGCCGCCUCCCGGCCUCGUGCCCUGACACCACCCGAGAAGUGUCGAACACCUUGCGUAGCUCCCGGGUGAUAUGGUAGGAGUCGGAGCAUGCCGGAAUUUGGCUCUCCCACUCCAUGGUAGCCCAGGAAAGGGCCCGACCCGUCAACAGAGUGAUAAUGUAGGCCACCCGGCCCUGCUUCGUCGGGAAGGAGGAGGGUUGUAGGCUGAAUACCAGGGAACACUGGGUGAGGAAUUCCCUGCAGCCCUCUGGACGUCCGUCGUACCUCUCCGGAGGUGGUAGGCGGGGUUCCCGCGAUGUCGUAGGCGAGACUGGAUACGCCGCUGCCGCGGCUUCCGCUCCGCCGGCUGCCGGGGCUGGUCGGGUGUCCACCCGGUUCUGCACGGCAAUCGUCAGCUGGCGGAGAUUCUCUGUGAUCUGCUGCAGGCGGCGGUCGUGCUGGGUCAGCAUAGCUCCCUGCGUUGCCAAUGCGCUGCGACACUGUGCUGCCUCCACUGGGUCCAUAUUGGCUCUGUUUUCUGUAAGGGUUGGUGUGAGGUGUGACCCAGGUGCGGUGCAGGAUAGACAGUAGGCAGUAGGCAAAGAUGGUGAAACAAGGAUCUUUACUGGUGGUCUCAACACCAGGAUACAAAAUAACGGACUUGUCACGAAAAAAUAAAGGAGGAGCAAAUUGGUCUCCAAAAACAGGCUGACAGCAAACAUAUGAAAUACUAACUAUGACUGACAACAACAAUGAAACAGGGAGAACACUUCUCAAGUACCUGUACAUACGUCUCGUGAUCAGACACUGAUUUGUACUGUUUGGCAUCGAGAACUAGCAGAAAAAACAGAGCAAGGGAACACAGGGAAGUGAGGGCAUAAAUACACAGGUGAACAGGUAGACACACGUGACACCAAUAAGAUAAUGAUUAGUCCAGACUGUGAGUGAGGAGGUGCCUAAGGUUGUCGGAGGAUGACAUCUAGUGGGUCGCUCCGGAACUGCAACCCCCUCCUGUAACACACAGAGGUCUUUGUUUGCUCUCAUAGACAGAUGAGUUUAUAUAGACUGGGCCGGAUCCUAAUUUGAGAUCCAGCAUUAUAAUUUUGACUGCAUGAAUCAUACAUUUAGCAUCUCCUGGCUUCCACACAUAGCAUACAAGCCACUGAUGCAGACCUUUGGAACAUCUACAUUUUAAAAAGUCUAAUAAAUCCAUGUAAUAUAGCCUACACCUUUACAAUAAAUCCAUUAUUUAUUUGUAGACAGGUCUAAAGAAACAUGAUAUGAAGAAAAUGUAGUCUAUUUCAGAAGAACAGAAUAGCAUACUCUGAGUUGUCCUUAUGUUAGGUCCUGAUCUGGCUAUGCCAUAUGGCUGUGGGCUACACUAGCUCAUUUAGCAGACAAGAUUUGCCUAGAAUUCCAUGGGAUUAUUUUAUAGUAUUUUAUAGCAUGAAGAAUACAAUUUAACAAAGCUGAAAAAAAUAGAAAGGAUAUUUUCUCCAAACAAUUUGAGGGAGUGCAUUGUGUUCUGCUUAGUUUUUUGCGCAGGCUGUACACACUUCAUCAGCCUCUCAUUCACAAUUUGACAAGCACUUGAUAAUGCAUUGAAUUUCCCACAGGCAUCCCCUUUGUGUGGCUGUAAUGCCCCCUAAAAAAAUCCAGCAUUUUGCGGCCAGUGGCCGUUAUGCCCUUGGGCUGAAUAUAAUCAUUUUAAUUCCCUUCUCCCUGUGUGCUGCGUGCUCCGAAGCACCUCUCACUCACAUGGCUACAAGUGAAGACAGACACAUCGGGGAUGCAACUGCGCGCGUCCUUAUCCAAUUCCGAGGCGCAUAUUGAAGAUAUUGGAAGAACUGUCGACAUUUACUUUUCGUCAGCCAACAAGAUGAGUAGGCCUAACGAACAGCAAAAGCACUAGCCUAUGUCAAUCUAUUAUCCCCUAUAGUACAAAAGUUGACCUAUUCUAUUCUGUGCGAGAAAUAAAUAUUCCAAACAUAGUCUGGGACAGCUGUGGGAUGCGUUAGAUCCCAAAUUAAUACAACCUCUAGCAUCAAAAAACAUGUUUUACGCAAUGAGGCUGAUGCAACAGGUCAGAACGUUUAGCUUAAAAUGUUGAUAAACUAUUAGGCUAUUUCUUCACAUUAUGAAGGCAGCUAUGCACACACUGCAGUAGGCUAUUAGCGGGAAUGUUCCACUAAACGGUCACGUGGAAUUUGACUGCCUUCAUGACUCUUGACCGCUGGUGUGGCGGUAAUACGGUCACCGUAACAGCCCUAGUCAGAACUCUGUAUUCUCCUAAUGCUGAAGAUGUGGGUCGUCUACUUAACCAGAUUGAAGAGGAGUGGCUACAGCAGCUGUUACACCAAGGUGGCUCUGCCUCUGUUUGAGAACGGGACCAUCGUAGAGCAGCCUCUGGACCUGUGGAGGCUAACACAGCGAUACACCUCCACUGCACUGAAUGUCAUACACACAGCCAGGUAAAAUAUGCCCAUAAAAACCUAAAUGUGACAGGAAAAAAGAUACAGCUAUUUAAUAGACCACAACCCUCAUAUACAGUACUGUAACUUGGGUUGCUGCUGUUGAUAUAGCCUACAUACUCAGUGAGACAGUUGUAUGUUGGUCAUGGUGUGAUAUGUUUACAGGUUAGUGCAAAGGGAACAUAUUUCUGAACGAAUGUAGCCCCGAUUGUUAGAACAGAAAUGUCAACAUGUUUUUGUUAGUGCACGUGCUGUUUAUUUUCAGAACCCCAUUUCACAAUCUGUCCGUGCCAACAUUCUGAUUCCAAAAGCAAAGAUGGUGUUCCAUUCUCUCAUGUCAGAGCAUAGCUGCCUAGACAGUAAGACAUGUGUGUUAAGAGGGGGUUAUUUGGGCUGAACCAUAUACUGUAAGUCUGACCCUCUCUCAUUUUAUAUCACACCUGUUUGAAGUGCCCAUCGCUUACAGUAUCAGGUCUCGUGACGGCUUAAUACACUCUCACUCUGCCAAAGAGAAGAGCAUGCCCUUUCUCUAGCAAGUAAAGUGGCUAUCUAUAGGCAUAUACAGUAGCCUACGAUACUCGUAGCUCAAAUAUACCUUUCUUCUCAGUGCACAAAUGUUUAAAUAUGUUUAUUUUAUGUUAUCAAUAUCAUGAUGUCAUGUUUCUUUAUAGGGAACGGGGACAACCUUUUCUGCUCUAUGUAGCUCUGGCACACAUGCACGUCCCCCUUUUCCCUCCGUCCCACGCCCCCCUACCCCCUGCCCCUCACCCCUCAGAGGGAGGUGUGUACACUGCCAGUCUGCGGGAGAUGGACGGUCUGGUGGGGGCAAUAAAGAAUGCCUCUGAUGCCUUAGACAAGGAGAACACUCUGAUCUGGUUCACUGGUGAGUGAUCACUGACUACCAGCGAUCAUGUUUCCAUUUGGAUCAUUGAACAUCACUGUAUUUUUCAUGUGUUUUUCUCCAGGUGAUAAUGGACCCUGGGAGCAAAAGUGCCAGUAUGCAGGAAGUGUGGGUCCAUUCCAGGGGAAGUGGCAGACCAGCAGAGGUAAGUACUUCCUGGGUCAGCACUGAAAUAAUUGAUUAACCUUAUUGAUAUUGACAUCAAUGGUCCAUGUAUCGGUCUGUUACCUGUCUGUCAGGUGGGGGCUCUGCCAAGCGGACCACUUGGGAGGGGGGGCACAGGGUACCCACAGUGUGCUACUGGCCUGGCAGAGUACCAGCCAACAGCACCAGCUCUGCCCUGCUCAGGUAUGGUCAUUACAGUACAGAUAUAUCUGAAGCUACACCCAGCUCUGAUACAAAACACAGGUGUACAUUAUAUUAAAAUAACUGCUAAGGUAUAUUUACCAAGAUAGAUGGAUGAAUAUGUUACACUUUUGUGUUAUUCGUGCAAACUUGACCCCCUCUUUCUUCUCAUCUCCCUCCCUCUCCCCUCUCCAUUCUCCCAGUGGUCUGGAUAUCUUCCCCACCCUCCUCUCCCUGGCUGGAGUGAACCCCCCAUCAGACAGACGCUAUGACGGUAUCGACGCCACAGACGUCCUCCUACACGGCAAAGAAACAGGAAAUGAGGUAUGACCCACUGAGCUAGUCAUAACACAAUUGUAGUGUUGUAGAACUUCUCUGAAACAGGAAUAUGAUCAGAUGGAUUUCUGUAACGAAUCUCUCUCAUCUGUCUUCCUCUCCCUACCUGCAGUUCCUCUUCCACCCCAACAGUGGCGCUGCAGGGAAGUAUGGGGACCUGCAGACUGUCAGACUGGAGCGCCACAAGGCCUUCUACAUCACGGGUAAAACAGCCGCUAAAUUAACGCCUAAAAGGGAUCUGGAUAAACUCCAUUGGUAUGCUUGGUCAGGUGUAGUGAGUGACUGACUGAGAUUUGAUUGGUCUACUGUAGUAUUGAUAGUUUAGUGAAAUAGUAGUAUUGAUAGUUUAGUUUAGUUUACUGUAGUAUAUGUUGCCCCUACAGGUGCGGCUGAGGCAUGUGGGGGGUCUACAGGGAGGCAGGAGCUCCACGACCCCCCUCUGAUAUUUGACCUGUCUGAGGACGAGGGCGAGGAGACAGCCCUGGACCCGACCACAGAGGAGUACAGGGAGGUGGAUGAGAGGGUGAGGAAGUGGAGGGAGGCGCUGCUCUAUGACAUUGCCACUGACCAAUCAGUGUCCACGGCCGACUACGCCACGGACCAAUCAGCAACCCCCUGCUGUGACCCCCGACACACAGCCUGCCGCUGCCACACCCCGGGCUGA